Molecule: messenger RNA, 2486 nt
Organism: Cynoglossus semilaevis (tongue sole)
Lineage: Eukaryota; Metazoa; Chordata; Actinopteri; Pleuronectiformes; Cynoglossidae
Gene: kctd12.1
Product: potassium channel tetramerisation domain containing 12.1
Exons: 1
Coding region: 569-1438 (289 amino acids)
Biological process (GO): protein homooligomerization; regulation of G protein-coupled receptor signaling pathway
Cellular component (GO): postsynaptic membrane; signaling receptor complex; presynaptic membrane
Molecular function (GO): protein binding
Source: RefSeq, a predicted model, not a curated record
UCUCACGGUAUGCUAUUACGUCCGGCAUGCAACAGAUGUCACUGUUUCCCUACCAACUUCUGAACGUAUGAAUUUUUUUUUAAGUACGUGUUUGUACUUUAGGAAAAGAGAAAACACUCAGAGGAUCAUAUACGGAAUAAACAACUAUUUCAGAACAAGAUUUCCGGAUAUUGUGACCUUAUAGUCACAUUACAUCUUUUUUCUUUGUAUACAGAACCAGAGUAUUUUUGCGAAACUUGUGAAAUACACGUUUUUUCUCUGCUGUUUUCUCAAAAAUUUCAACCAAUAUUUUUGAUUUUUGAAGUGUUGAUGUAUCAGCAGAGAAUGGAAUAAAAACCUCCACGGAGUCAAGUAGACCUGAGGAUGUCCUGCGCAUCAAAUCCAGGCAUUUCAUAGUUAAACAUUAUCCAAACAGUAAACUCAUCACGCAAGCGCACUCACGCACGAUCGCGAUCCCUGUCUUAUAAAACCAGCUGCUGCCACUUUGCUGCUCGGAGUCUUCACUGAUCUUCGCUCCAUCAUCAUCAUCAUCACCAGCAGCAGCGGCGGCGGCGGCGGCUCUCUCAGAAUGGCACUGGCCGACGCAGAGCGCACUCUGUCCGGCUGCGGCACGGACUCCUUCUCUCCGUUCACGGAGAUCAUUGAGCUGAACGUCGGCGGACAGGUUUAUGUCACCAGACACAAAACUCUGAUCGCUGUGCCAGACUCCCUCCUGUGGAACAUGUUCAGCAGAAAGUCUCCAAAGGAGUUGGCGAGGGACAGCAAGGGCCGCUUCUUCUUGGACAGAGACGGCUUCUUGUUCCGCUACAUCCUAGACUACCUGCGGGACCUGAACCUGGUCCUCCCGGACUACUUCCCCGAAAAAAGCCGCUUACAGAGGGAGGCUGAGUUCUUCCAGCUGCGGGACCUUUCCAAACGACUGAGCCCCAGGCUGAGCAAGGAGAACUCCAUCUGUGAGGAGAUCAGCCAGAGCGACACGGAGGACAACGCGCAGCAGUGCGGCUCCUCCGUUUGCGCGGAGGCUUUGCGCGCAAUGUCCGUCAGUAGUGCCAUGCGCUCUCCGUCUCUGGACUCCAGAAAGUCGGGCUACAUCACGAUAGGAUACCGCGGCUCCUACACCAUAGGGAGAGAUAUCCAGACAGACGCCAAAUUCAGGAGAGUGGCGCGGAUCACCGUGUGUGGGAAAACCUCCCUGGCCAAAGAGGUGUUUGGAGACACGCUGAACGAGAGCAGGGACCCGGACAGACCCCCAGAGAGGUACACGUCCCGGUAUUACCUCAAGUAUAAUUUUCUAGAGCAGGCAUUUGACAAGCUGACAGAGGUGGGCUUCCACAUGGUAGCCUGCAGCUCCACUGGCACCUGUGCUUACACCAGCAACGACCCAAACGAGGACAAGAUCUGGACCAGCUACACUGAAUACGUCUUCUGUCGGGAAUAACUGCGACGGUGUCAUGCUGAUGUAAAUACACAAAGAGGCGAAUGUUUGUGUUGGUUCUCAGUCAUCUACUGUAGUCAACAAGCAAAUUGGUUUGAACCCACUGAUCUUCAUAAUGGCCCAUUUCUGAGUCUAGUGUGGCCAGUUCUCUAUCAGAGAGCUGAUUUCGUUAACUGAGAUGUGGCCCAUAUUUUGGUCAGUAUUCCACCAUCUGAACCACAAACAUCAUCCAAAACUAUUUGCCCUUUGUUAAGUUUGGUCCAAUGCUCGUCUACUGGAAUAAUGAUUUAUUUUUGGUUCAGCUUAGAUGUGUGACUAAUGCAGCUACUAUCUGGUAUCUAGGAUUUGGCCACAACAUUAUAUCUAGAAGUUUGGCAACCGUUGUCAACUAGCUAAGCCUCACCUGAAUCUUUCUAGGACCAGACUGGUCUGUUAAAACAGAGCCAGAUGAUGGUCACUUUUGGUUUACGUUAAGUGGAGAUGUUAUUCAUUCCUGUUGGUGGACCAACGUGAUACAUUUUGCAAUUUUGGCAGAUCAAAUUUCUUGAAAUUUAGAUUAAUCACUUGGGACCACUUUGUUUAAAGGACAGAGACCAGGGCUCCUUUCUUGCUGGGUAUGAUGAGCACCUUGCCCAAGGACAUAUUGGUGGACAGACUAGCAGAACCCACAGUGGAACGUGCAGCCCACACUACCCAUUGCUCCAGACGUUGCACCCAAAUAGAAAGAAAAUUCCAUUUAAAAUAUUCUAUAAAUAUUAUUAAAUAACAUUUUUUUCUACAUCUGAGGUGAGCUAGAGACAUGAAAUAUCAAAACACCAGAUAGAACUCUAACUAUUUUUAGCAUAAGUCAAAAGAAAAUAAUUCUAAUUUGGAGUCCAGAGAUGUGUGAAGAACACUAAUAAAACCACAUCGUCUCCGCUUCACAAAAGUGAAUGUCACACUUCAGUCACAUCUGACUCAGUCUUAAUCAGCAUCAAAGAAGAAUCCAGCAGUAUUGGUAUUAGUAUUCAGUGUCACUGUCAUUUCUAGACUUGCUUGAUCAUGUUUGGCU